AUGCCGACAGAUAUUAUGUCGACGUGCCGGGCGGAGCACUUCGGGCAAGGAUUUAGCAAGAAAACAUGCGGUAACGAAGUGAAAUCUGGUUUCUUAGCGUUAUUAACAGCCGGUGGCUUAACGCAGGAUGUCAGAGUGGUCGUGUAUAGAACAUCUCUUGAACAUUUCGCUGUUAUUUAUCCAAGGAAGCGUGUCUCUAAGCCGACCGGUGUAGUCAAUUUAAGGAACACGGCUGUAGAGCGACUCGAAACGAAUAACGGAUUCAUUGUUCGACAAAAAGGUUACGAUGAUACAAUAUCAGCUAAGUUUUUGUGUUCCGAGAGGGAUAUAGAGUCAUGGUUAUCUGCGUUCUCGUCAGAAUGCCUGCCGUCGUCUCAGCAUCACACCAGUCUGCCUGUGUUACUUGAGACAGAGGAAAGUUAA
Molecule: messenger RNA, 423 nt
Organism: Danaus chrysippus (African queen)
Lineage: Eukaryota; Metazoa; Arthropoda; Insecta; Lepidoptera; Nymphalidae
Source: the annotation of a GenBank genome assembly